Folsomia candida is the source of this 784-nucleotide messenger RNA. RefSeq lists its product as uncharacterized. The record is from RefSeq and is a predicted model, not a curated record. Bases 213 to 653 code for a protein of 146 amino acids. The transcript has 2 exons. NCBI's taxonomy places the organism in Eukaryota, Metazoa, Arthropoda, Collembola, Entomobryomorpha, Isotomidae.
UUGACCAAACCACAAUUUACCUAAAAUAACUUCUUUCGCCAAAAGCAUACUUUUUAUCUGAAGCGUGGCUUCUUAUCUUUGCCUUCUUAUAAGACAACAGUUGGGCAAAAUUCGUUUAGUCGGCUUGUGCCUGUGAGACGGACAACGUCAACUUUCCCAGUCUUGCUUCGUGGACACAUUUUCUCAAAAUUAGUAGUAAGACUCUUGACGAAAUGUCUGCUAACAAAAAGAAAAAUACUGGUCCAUCGAUACGGAAGGAUGAAACGUCUGAGGAGGAGACUGACGACACCGGAUCUGAAGAGGAAGAUGAGCACGAGUUCAACAAGAAAGAGUUCAAAACAAAGGGCGACUUUCUCCUCUCUCUACAAAGUGUUACAAGGGAACAGUUCCUGGACAAAAAAAGUUUUGCCCGAGUCAUCGAAGAAGGUCAAAGUCGAAUCCGAAGUCGACGAGAGCGAAAGCAUUUGACGAUUGAAAUGUUUAAGUGGAAGGACAACACCUUGAAAUACAGACAAAGCGGCCGGUGGACUACACUGGAAUAUGUUAAUACUAAAAGAAAACAUAAUAUCAAAGAUUCGACGAAAAGACGAAACCAACGAGAAGAAGAAGGUGCACGGAAGCACCAAACUUAUAUCUGCAUCACUUUGAAAUAAGAAAAACGAUAAGAUUGAGGGUUACGUUAUAUUUUUAAUUAACUUUUAAAUGAAUGUCAAAAUGGUUUACUCGCCGGUAUUGUAUGAAUAAAAUAUAUAGUUUUUGCUUAAUAUUACUAUAUUCAACAGGA